AUGCUAAACAUUCGAUCUUUAUACAUUCUUUCUUUGUUUCACGUACAUUCCACAAUUAGUGCAACGAAUGUUGAUCAUUUCUUCCCUCUAUCCAACGAUGAAGUUCCUUCUCCACUUAUUGAUGAUCCGUUUGAAUACGACGGACAAUUUUCGGUGACAAAUCAUUCUGUUAAACGUCGACAAAUAUCUUUAAACAUUCUCACAAGUCAACAAGCCCGCCUCCCGAUAGUUCCGUCUUACAUCAUAUUUGGUCCACGAACUAUUCGUCCAGCUGAAAAAGUGGAACUGAGUGUUACUAUUUUACGUGAUGACUGGAAUCCAAUGAUUGUAAAGGCCUUAAUAUCAAACGACGAUAUGGACGUGGCAUCAAUAGAAGAAACAUUUUACACGAGAGUUCCAAAUUCUCUCGUCAUGAUGAUUCCACCAAAUGCUCGUAACGGAACGUAUCGGCUCACAUUAGAAGGAAAACUAUUGAGCGGAGAACAAAAAUUUUAUAAUCAAUCAGAAUUAUUAUUUGAUCAAAAAGCUGUAUCAAUUUUAAUACAAUUAGAUCGGCCCGUGUAUCGUCAUGAAACUAUUGUACAAUUUCGUUGUAUUCCUGUAUAUCCGGAUUUGUCAGGCUAUUACGGUACAAUAGAUGUUUACAUGAUUGGACCCUCUGGACAUAUUCUUCGAAAAUGGGAAAAUACACAAACAACAGCUGGUAUGGUUAGCUUAGAAUAUCCGUUAAACGAUGCACCACCGGAAGGUAUUUGGACGGUUAAGUGUCGUGUCAUGGGUUAUGAGGCAACGAAAACAUUUGAAAUAUACGAAUUUUAUGCUAGAAAGUUCGAAGUCAAUGUUACUCUUCCAUUUUAUUUACCAACGGAUGCCCAAGGUGUGUCAGGUAUUGUUGUUGCCAAUUAUUCAACGGGUAUGGGUGUUCAAGGUUAUGCAAGAGUUUAUGUUCGUGCCCGUAAUAUGUCAAAAGUAUACGAUCCAAGAAAUUAUUCGUUGCCUGAUGUUGAAUUCGAUCGAACAACACCAACAUUCGUUACUUUUAUUGAUGAUUUUAACGGCGUUGCUUCAUUCUACGUACCAAUGUCAACGAUACUUUCACUUGUACCAAACCUGGAUGGAAGUGAGAUUUUGAUUACAGCAACGGUACAUGAUCCAUGGUGGAAUGAGACAAAUAACGGUACAACUGUUGUAUCGUUUUAUCAACCAGGUACCUACUUGAGUUUCUUGGGAGGGCCCAGUAUGGUUUUUAAACCGAGAAUGUUAUAUACAACAUACAUCGCAGCUAUUAAUUCUGAUGGCUCAAAAUAUCAGCCUGGACAAGGACGCUUUAUUCGUGUAUAUACAAAUACAGAUUUGGGUCAAUCACAACCAUAUCAAGAUUAUGUUAUCGAUAAUACAGCUAUUGCACAGCAUCAAUUUUUGGCUCCCAUUGAUCCGUCUGUGACAAUUUUAAUUAUACGAGCUGAAUUAUAUGAUAACAAUAUCAAAAUACAAAAUAGCGAUGUUGAACAACGUGCAAUUCGUUAUUUAUCACCGAGUAACAGUUAUAUACAAGUAACAUCGAAUACACUAAACCCGAAAGUGGGUGAUUUUAUGAUAUUCCGUGUAAAUGUUACACAAUUCACUGAAUCUGUCUAUUUUCAUAUAACAUCAGCGGGACGUUUGAUAUAUACUGAUAUUUUAAAUAUGGAUCAAUCGAAACAGAAAAGUUUCGAUGUUGGUAUCACUCGAGAAAUGGCUCCUAGUGCUCAUAUUAUCGUUUAUUAUAUACGUUAUGAUGGAGAAAUAGUAGCUGAUAGUAUGAAUUUUCAUGUGAAUACAUCAUCUGUUACAAAUCAUGUCAAUAUAACGAUUAAUAGACGAAAAGAUUUUACUGGCAAUACCAUUGAAGUACUAGCUUAUGCAUCACCGCAGUCAUUGGUGGCAUUUUCUGCGUUAGGUUUACCUCAAUAUUAUCUGUUUCCACCGGGAAAUCAUUUUAAUCCAAUUGCUAUAUACGAUGAACUAUAUUCAUUUGACCGAUAUGCAACUCAGAGUUUUCAACAAACAUGGAGUCAACAAAUGGGCGUACCUUAUUCACGCGUCUUUUUUCCAUCUCAAUCUUAUGGUUAUGAUGCUGGAUCCACAUUUAAUUCUACUGGAUUACAAAUAUUUACCAAUGUAGAAACAAAAGCGAUUCAAACUGCUUGUGCACAGUUUCGUCUAUUCCAGUGUAAUGAUGGUACUUGUUAUUCUCCACCGCUUCGUUGUAAUGGAGUCAUUGAUUGUCGAGACGGUGCUGAUGAAGCUAACUGUAAUUAUACAAGAGUCAGACAAUAUAAUUUUACUCCGUUGUGGCUACGUCUAUGGCCAUAUUGGGAGCGCGAAUUACAACUUCAAUUCAUGUGGCAUCAACAAUUUGCUUAUCCUGAUGGUCGUGUUCAAUUUCGCACAACAGUCCCAAAUGUCAUUGCUAGUUGGGUCAUUACAGCCGUGGCUGUUAGUCGUUUGACGGGUUUUGGUGUUAUUGACAUUCCAUAUAUCUAUGAAGGUACACGACAAUUUUUUAUUAAAGUCGAAGUACCACCCAUUGUUCGCCUUGGUGAGCAAAUUGGCGCACGUGUUGACGUAUUUAAUUUUCAAUCACACCGUAUUGAAGCAUUGAUUAUUUUACAUGCGUCCGAUAAAUAUCGUUUUGUUAAUUUGGAUCAAAAUGGUUUAGUGUCAUCGUAUUCACCAAGAUUAACCGAUGGUCAACAUCAUGUUCUUAUUAUACUGUAUCCAAAUGAAGUUCGACGUAUAUCAAUACCAUUUGUUCCCAUUGUUCCUGGUGAAGUGGAAGUAAUGAUCGAAGGUAUAGCAGGUGUAUCGAGAGAUUUUUAUCGUGAAACAAUCAAAGUGAAUUACGAGGGUAUCAGAAAUUAUUAUCAUACACCAACGGUAUUGCUACUCAAUAAUUUACCAAGACAAAUGAAUGAAUAUGAAGUGAAUGUGACACAGAAUUUUAUAUUUCCAUUAAAAAAUUUUUUUAUGUAUAUUCCUGGUUCAGCUACAUGCGAAGUUUUUGUUUCUGGAGAUGUUGCUGGACCCUAUUUUCUACUUGGAUACGAUGAAUGGUUAAAUACUGAUAAUUUAAUACAGCGAACAACAGCACCAGCUGAUUCUGGUAUAUUUGACUUUUCAAUGAUGGUCUAUAAUUUAAGAUAUAUGUUACAAGGUCAUGGUGGACGAGCAUUUGAUAAUGAAAAAUUAAUGAAAGUAUUGACAUUUACAAAUAUGGAAUAUUUACGUUUUAUAGCCAUGUAUAUAGGUGAUACCCCUGAGGCAACAUGGAGAAAAGGAUCAUUUACUGAAUUUGGAUUUUCAAAUGAAUCUUCUAUAUGGUUGACAUCAUGGGCUCUUAUGGCAUUGCGAGAUGCUGUUUAUCCAGAAUGGGAAGAAAAAGCACUUUAUAUUGAUCCGAAAUUACGCUCAGAUAUUGUAGACUUUCUUUGUCGUACUCAAACGAUCAAUGGUUCAUGGGCUGAAUUAAUAACACCAAAUGAUCGUAAUAAAUUUGGUUUACGUAUUACAAAUGUUAGCAACGUCUUUCAGCAAUUAAAUUUAUCUUUAACGGCACAAGUCAUUAUCGCAUUAAAAUUAAACACAGAUAUACGUGGACCAGCUGCUAGACUAAUAAACGGUGCUAUUGAUCGUGGAAGAUUAUGGUUAGAAAAAUAUUUUCGAAGUAUUACAGAUGCAUUUGAUAUGUCUAUUGUAACAUAUGCAUUACACGUAACAAAUAGUGCCGAUCAAAAUGCUGCAUUUCUCCAACUAGAUAGAUUUCGACAAACAAACGAAAACGGUAUAUAUUAUUCAAAUCGCAAAAUACCUGGCAUGGAAAAAACGUGGCCGAAUGUAAAUCCACGUUAUGGUCCAAAACCCGUACAAAGUGAUUGGGAAGCACAUAGUGUAGCCGCAACAGCCUUUGUCCUUAUGACAUAUACACAAAUCGCCAGGGUAAAAGAAGCUGAACAAAUAAUGUUAUGGUUACAAUCGAUGCGUAACUAUAUCGGAGGAUGGGGUGCGUCUUAUGAUACGGUUAUGGCUCAACGAGCUAUUGUUAGUUAUUCUGUUUUACGUGGCUAUGAAAUAACAAAUUAUAAUAUACGAAUUAAUUUAACGUCAUCAUCAACAGCCGACGAAGAAGAUGAGCCUGUUGUUAUUACUGACGAAAACUUAAUUGAAACUCAAGUAAGAAGUAUACAAAAUGUUUGGGGUGUGUUAUAUGUUGAUGGUUUUGGUAAUGGUUAUGCACUAGUACAAAUGCAUGUUGGCGUUAAUGUUGAAUUUCCGUUCUAUGUUCGUCGCCCUGAGUAUGAAGCAUUCCGAUUUGAUGUCGUACCAUAUUUGAGUGGAAGAAAUUUUUCCACAAUUGACUAUAAUGUAUGUAUUGGAUGGAAUCCUGAAAAUAUUUUAAAAUUACAAGCAACACGUAGUGGAACCACUGCAAUUGAAAUACAAAUACCAACUGGUUAUCGUGUAGAAGAACGUGAUUUAAAAUCAUUGAUACGUUCAUUAACUAUACGAAAUCUACGAGAAGGUGAAAAUUGGCCAGGACAAGUUAACUUUCUACUUGAUUAUGUUGAUGUUGAUCCAAUAUGUUUUCAAUUUCAAGCAAAACGUUGGUUACCGGUGGCUAAUAUUUCACGUUAUUAUGAAAUUAAAGCAUACGAAUGGCUGGAACCGGGAAAUAUGAACCGUUCUAUUUAUCAAUUAAGAAAUUUGUUUGGAUUAGAUAUUUGUGAAGUAUGCGGAAGUUAUCAAUGUCCUUAUUGUCCGAUUAUGGAACAAGAAUAUCCAUUACAUUGGUAUGUUUGGCACGAUGAACCAGAGAAAUUGGAAAGUAUCCUAAAGGAUAAUACAGAAUCUAUUGAACAGCUUGAUCCUUGUCAUCGAACACCAAUACAGUUAGCUGUAUGUUUAGGACGAUUUGAAUGUGCGAAAAUUUUAGCUCAGAAUGAUGCCGAUUGUAACAUUGUCUCAAAAGAUGGAUGGAAUCUUUUACAAGAAGCUGUUUCAAAUGGAAAUCCAUCGUUAAUUAAAUUAAUUAUGAAAUAUCGUAAUUAUCAAAGAAGUAAAAAACGAAUUCAGGGUAUUCCUGAGUUACUUCGAAAAUUAAAGGAAUCUGAGUUUUAUGUCGAAAUGAAAUGGGAAUUCACUAGUUGGGGACCCAAUGUUCGUAUUGAUACAACAUUGUUAGGAAUUGAAGGUACAAAUUGGCAACGUGGCAAUCGUACAUUGAUCUUUUCGUUACUUGAUGAUGCAGCCAAAAUGAUUGACAUUGACCAUGAAAGUCAAACAGUAUUUGUCGAGAAUUUGACAAUGCCUGGUGAACAACCAGUACUAAUCGAUCCGGAUAUCGAACAGAUUCAGUCAAAACUAUCCUCACCAAACAUGACAGUUUAUCUGGAUGUUGACAAAAUUGAAUUUGAAAGGAGUAAAUCAGGAGUAUGGGGUAUGCGAUCGGAAAAAGCUGAAACAAUCAAUGGUUAUACUUGUAAAGUAUAUUCUGUACAAAAUGUUGCACUCGUAACACGUUCGCGUGUUGAACAUAUGACUGCUGAAGAGAAAAAAGCACACGAAGCUGGAAGUACGUCAAAUAAAAACUUUUUGGGUGGUUUAACUUCUUUUCUCGAAUCCUCAUCUUCAUCAUCUAAACCAACAACAACCACGACAACAAAAUCAAACAUACCAGUCCAUGAUCAAUCAAAAUUAUCGAAUGCAACAACAGGUGCAUCAGCGUCUGCACAUAAUCAACAACGACCAAUAACAGCUGAAGACUAUUUCAAAUCUCGUAUCGAUAUAAAACAUCGUGAUAUCGGAAGACAACGUGAAGAAACAGUGAAAGUUCAAACAUUUAACGCACAGCUCAGUUUAUGUGAUAAUUAUCCAUUGAGUCUACAAGAACAAAUUCUUCCAAUUAUUGAUUUAAUGGCUAUUAGUAAUUCACAUUUUAAAAAGUUACGUGACUUCGUCACCUUACAACUGCCACAAGGGUUUCCAGUAAAAGUUCAAAUUCCGUUGUAUCAUGUUUUAACAGCAAAAGUAACAUUUGGAAACAUACAUGGAAUUGACAAACCUGUUCAAGGCGUUUCCACAAUAAAAGAUGAGAACACCGGUUCAUUUUGUGCUAUUGAUGAAAAUAUUUUUAGUAUACCACCAGGCUAUAGACGACAAGGAGAAGGAGAUUUCCAUCCUCUAAUGUAUAUGGACGAUGAUGCGCUAUUACAAAUGGCUAUUGAACGUAGUUUAUUAGAAUCAUCCGGCAGUGAUGCUUCAUCGUCCAAUGCCGAUGCAGUGACAUUAUAUGAGGCCUUGGGGCAUCCACCAUCGUCUACUCGAUUUAUGCAUGACAAUAAUGUUGAUUACGAUCUUCAACGUGCGUUGGAAGCUAGUUUAUUAUCGUCCGGAUUAAGUGAAGCUGAAGUUCAGGAAGCAUUAAGACAACAACAACAACAACUGAAUCCGAUCGAAACGGAAAAUUUAUCAGCAAUCAUGGAAAUUUCCAAACAUGAAGAAGAAGAACGUUUAAAACGUUUGAAAGAGGAAGAGGAAGAACUUGAGAAAGUUUUACAGCUUUCAUUAGAAGACAAAUAG
Messenger RNA from Didymodactylos carnosus, 6618 nucleotides. Lineage: Eukaryota; Metazoa; Rotifera; Eurotatoria; Philodinida; Philodinidae. The record is from the annotation of a GenBank genome assembly.